Molecule: messenger RNA, 258 nt
Organism: Penicillium mononematosum
Lineage: Eukaryota; Fungi; Ascomycota; Eurotiomycetes; Eurotiales; Aspergillaceae
Exons: 1
Coding region: 1-258 (85 amino acids)
Biological process (GO): proteolysis
Cellular component (GO): fungal-type vacuole
Molecular function (GO): metalloaminopeptidase activity; zinc ion binding
Source: RefSeq, a predicted model, not a curated record
AUGAGGCGAAUUGCAGAGCGCUGUGGGUCAACCCUGCAGGUCUUCCAGAUUCGCAAUGACUCUCGCAGCGGUGGCACUAUUGGGCCCAUGACCAGUGCCCAGAUCGGCAUGAGGGCCAUUGACUGCGGUAUCCCGCAGCUGAGCAUGCACAGUAUCCGGGCGACUACUGGCAGCUUGGACCCCGGUCUGGGUGUGAAGUUGUUCAAGGGAUUCUUCGACCACUACGAAGAAGUUGAUAAGGAGUUCACCGACUUUUAG